AUGGGCGUGCUGCCGGUGCCGGCGGAGGUGCGCGCCAUCCUGCUGGACAUCGAGGGCACCACCACCCCCAUCGCCUUCGUCCAGGAGACCUUGUUCCCUUACAUCAGAGAAAACGUGAAGGAGUAUCUGCGUGCUCACUGGGAGGAGGAGGAGUGCCAGCGGGAUGUCGGACUUCUGAGGAAACAGGCUCAAGAGGACUCCAGCCUGGACGGGGCGGUGCCGAUCCCUUUGGAGAGCGGCAGCGGGGAAGAGGAGCUGGAGCGCAUCAUCCAGGCGGUCGUGGACAAUGUGCACUGGCAGAUGUCCCUGGACAGGAAGACCACUGCACUGAAGCAGCUGCAGGGCCACAUGUGGAGGGCAGCCUAUGCCACUGGGCACGUCAAAGGAGAAAUCUUCGAGGAUGUUGUUCCAGCCAUCCGGAAGUGGCGGGAAGCAGGGAUGAAGGUCUAUAUCUACUCUUCAGGCAGCAUUGAAGCCCAGAAGCUUCUGUUUGGAUACUCUACAGAAGGUGAUAUCCUAGAGCUCUUUGAUGGCCACUUUGAUACCAAAAUAGGCCCCAAGGUAGAAAGUGAAAGCUACAGGAGGAUUGCUGCCAGUAUUGGGUGUGCCACCAACAACAUCCUCUUCCUGACAGAUGUCCCUCGAGAAGCCAGUGCGGCCGAGGAGGCGGACACUCACGUGGCUGUGGUGAUCAGACCAGGCAACGCAGGACUGACAGACGAUGAGAAAUCCUAUUACAGCCUCAUCUCAUCUUUCACCGAACUCUUCUUGCCUUCCUCCACUUAGGGAAAGCGGUGCACGCACAAAAGACUGUGCUUCACCUGAUUGUUCUUGUGAAACAUUAGGUAAUUUUGUCCAUAAUCAGAAUUUCAAACCAAA
Molecule: messenger RNA, 879 nt
Organism: Cinclus cinclus
Lineage: Eukaryota; Metazoa; Chordata; Aves; Passeriformes; Cinclidae
Gene: ENOPH1
Product: enolase-phosphatase 1
Exons: 6
Coding region: 1-786 (261 amino acids)
Molecular function (GO): magnesium ion binding; acireductone synthase activity
Source: RefSeq, a predicted model, not a curated record